AUGGAGAAAUCUAAGGUUGUAAGUAGAAAAGAAGAUAGAGGGGAAGAUGAAGAUGAAGUAAUUGUUAUAAUGAUGAUGAUGAACUACAACAAUCAGAUUGGGGAUAUACCAAGAAGAGCAAGCAUUAGAGCCAUUUACAGCAUUGGUGGAAAAGGUCUAGUUUGGCGAAGCUGUGACGGAGUGCCAGAGAGAGCCGUUGAAGAUGCAAACCAAAGUACUCCAAUUCUUGCUUGCAAAACUCUCAGAACUAAUCACACCAGAGAAGGUAGUAGCUAUAAAGUUGAUCAGAUGCCAAGGGCAGCGCUUCAAGCUUAUGUUGAAGAGUGCAUGACCAGAUGA
Dovyalis caffra is the source of this 339-nucleotide messenger RNA. Lineage: Eukaryota; Viridiplantae; Streptophyta; Magnoliopsida; Malpighiales; Salicaceae. The record is from the annotation of a GenBank genome assembly.